CCUUAAAACUCUGAGAGUCCUGGCCCGUUGAUUUGUGCCCCUUGUGGUUCUCCUUGCUCGCCCUUAAAACCCUGACGUCAGACCUCGACUUUUGCCGGUCAUUAAUAAAGAUAGAAUAAAUAUGAUGUGCAUGUGCAGGGAAAGCGAUGAACCGAGUAGGAGCACUGCAGGAGUUGUGGUCGAGUAAGGUUGACAAAGAAGUGAGAGGGUUACAAACUUGAGAAAUAUACUUGUAGUUAGCCUGUCAUAAUAAAAAAAAGCAUGCAGCAUCUUUUGGAUUAUUUGUAACGAAAAAAAUUAAAAUACAAAGUUUUCGUUUCCAAAAAUGAACUGAGUCGCUAGAUUCAAUUUCAGAUUGAUCAAUGAAAAAAAGGAUACCGCAUAGUCCGGCUAGACGUUGACAACCACGACCUGGACCUGCUGAGGGGGGGCGACAGCCCUCUGUGGUGAUGACGCCGGGCUCUGGGUGGAAGCAUCUAUUCCGUGAGUAUCAGCGUCCUCACUGAUGCCGUCGAAGCACAGACGUACGAAAAAAGAUGCAAGAAGAUUCAAAAGGGCUUCCCAGGUUUCCUUUGCCACUAGUACCGGAGGGAUCUCGACGUCGGCACUCGCAUUCGAGGCUGCAGUUGGUGCUUACCUUGAUCGUUGCAGCAACGCGUAAUGUGGUGCUUCCAGUAUGUGGCCAGCCGGGGGGACGCCGCAAGCCGGUUGUGGAUAGAAGACAGCCACAGCAACUAGAAUCAGAGCGAAUACGACAGCAACAGGCGGCCAGUCGAGCGGCAGCGGCUGCUGCAGAGCACGUUGGGCCGCGGCCAUUACCCGAUAAGCUCGAAUUCGAUACAAGCGUAAUUCAAGAUAUCAAGCGCUCGCUUAAAGUUUUAACCAAUGACUUGAACGUGAUCGUGGAUCUUCUAGACCAGAAAUUGGGUCUUACGCCGGACGAUACCGAGAAAAUCGACGAAACCACGCUGUCGCGAAGAAAAGCGGAGGACUUGGAGAAACAAAAAAUUCAGAAAGGUACUACUAGUACUUCAAGAAUCCGCUGGUACUGUAACUGCAAGUGCAACGAAUUAUCUGAAAUGCUGUUGAAGUUCUUUCCGGAAAAAAGCUAAUGCGAUUGAUUGAAACGUUUUUUUGACGUUUGCUAUGGUACGCAAACCGAAAGGACACAAAAACUGGAUUCGGAUCUAUUAUCCAUGAUCUAAAGAAAUCUACUCAUCUCCUCAAGGCUAUGUUCCGGGGAAUAUUUGUAAAAGCCAUGUCGCGAAAGACAUUGGAACGUCAAUUGUGCACGCUGGUGCAAAGAUCUUGCUCCUUUCGAAGCGGCCAGACAGUACUGAUGGUGACCGCUGGGAGGUAAAUAUCGUGGGUACUACGAGACGAGUGAGCUUUCAUGAGCUUUAUGACGUGGUUUGAAAAUUCAAAUUCUAGGCAUCCUUCAUCAUGAGUAUUUUGAUUUUCGUGGUAGUGAGGCAUAGACGUCUUUCACUAGUUCGCCUACUAAAAGAUUAACAUAUUGUUCUGCUUUUUCUAAAAUUUGGAGAUCCAGUGUGACCCGAAACCGGACCGGCGCGCAGACGGAGUGAUUGACGCUGACGCUCUGCAGUGGGCAGAAGCGUGGAAGCAGUACGGUUCUUGGCUCUACUUUCGACAUAUUUUCUUCGUUUUUGGAUUCCUCUUCGACAUGUUCAUUGUCACUAGCAUGCAGCUCUUCCUCGACUCGGCAGCGGCAAAAAAACGGAGGAAGAAGGUACAGUUUUUCCGAGUGUCGUGUUUUAUACGUCGACUGUCUAUCCUCUACUUGUGAAAGUGAUUUUCAUCGGAAGAAGAUGACAACUGUAGUGAAUCAGCAAGUGUAGUGCUACUUGACAACACAACUUUUAUCGUCUUGUCAACGGGCUUUGGAAGCCCUCAAGGACAGUCGGAAAGGGAAAAAACCUAUACAGAUCCUGGGCGAUGCAAAUUUAUCUUCGAGUGCCAAUGCCCGUGGGAAAACGAAGUGGGAGAUAAUUAUGCAGGAAGACGUUCUCGCCAAGCUAGUCGACGAGUAUGCACCAAAAGCUGGCAUGAGUUUUGUAGCUGCUAUUCUCCUCCGCUUGCCGGCGUACAUCCUGGAUACUGAAGGUCUCACCUAUUCGAUGCUUCUCAACCUCAUCAUCACUCUGCGUUGUCUCGCUGUUGUAUCAAUGUUCCUGGGGGAUGAGCUAACAAUGCCAGUGAACUAAAGAGUUGAUAGAGGACCUGCAUGAGCGAAAUCUAACUCAUCCCCAUUCGGCGUACACCCCUACGUCUAUCACCGGACUGUCUAUCGCUACUCUAGUGUCUGAUACUGAUAGUUGUUUGGACUUGUUCUUUUUUUGUUAAUUUUUGAACGCACUCGUAUCUAUUCACAU
Amoebophrya sp. A25 is the source of this 2393-nucleotide messenger RNA. The record is from the annotation of a GenBank genome assembly. Lineage: Eukaryota; Dinophyceae; Syndiniales; Amoebophryaceae.